AUGUGGUAUUGAAACAAGACAGGGAGAGAAUAUGCGUUAUGUACCUCUUCAAUUUUGGAGCUACAUGAACAUAUAUUUAAAAACAACUGUAGAUUCAAAAAAGAAAGGUUCGCAAAACGUUUAUAAGCAUUUGGUGCAUUUCCACGGGAAAACCUCUGGGUGUCGCUGUAGGUCAAAAAAGUGAGAGAAAAAGCAUUUGGGAGUCUCUUAGAGGGUAACUUCCUGCUCAAACCAGCCACAUAGAGGACACCAGUACUGAUUCGGAUACAGAAAACAAAAGCAGGAAAAGCGACCCUACCCGGGAUUUUGCCAUCCACAGAGGGCUUAAUUCUCCUCCCAUCCAAAAAGCAGAGCCACCGUGAAGGGAGACAGGAUGAGGCCGAGGCCGAGCGCAGAAAGGAGCAGCCCAGCGCGGUGGCGGCAGGUAUUGUUGCCCUUCCUGCUGUCUUUGUUCCGCGGGGCUCUUCCAGAUCAAAUCCGCUAUUCAAUUCCCGAAGAGCUGGCCAAAAACUCGGUGGUAGGAAACCUCGCCAAGGAUCUGGGGCUCAGUGUCCGGGAUUUGCCAGCCCGGAAGCUGCGGGUUAGUGCGGAGAAAGAAUAUUUCACUGUAAACCCUGAGAGCGGGGACUUACUUGUGAGUGACAGAAUAGACCGAGAGCAGAUAUGCGGAAAGAAGCCUCUGUGUAUUCUGGAUUUCGAUACUGUCGCUGAAAACCCACUAAAUAUUUUCCAUGUAGCAGUAAUAGUACAGGAUAUAAAUGACAAUACCCCGCUAUUCAAACAGAAUAAUAUUGAUUUAAAAAUUGGAGAAUCCACUAAGCCAGGUAAAACAUUUCCAUUAGACCCGGCCCUGGAUUCAGAUGCUGGCCCAAAUUCACUGCAAAGAUACCAUCUUAAUGACAAUGAACACUUUGAUCUCAUAGAGAAACAGGCUCCAGAUGGACGUAAAUAUCCUGAGUUGGUUCUGAAACAUUCACUAGACAGAGAAGAACAGAAUCUCCAUCAAUUGGUUCUAACAGCUGUGGAUGGUGGAGACCCACCCCAAAGCGGCACCGCUCAGAUCCAAAUCCAAGUGACCGAUGCCAACGAUAAUGCCCCAGUUUUCAUCCAGGACGUGUACAAGGUCAGCCUGCAGGAAGGUGUACCUCUGGGCUUCUCCGUGCUUCAAGUAAUGGCCACUGAUCAGGAUGAGGGCGUCAACGCAGAAAUCACCUACUCCUUUCAUCAUGUGGAUGAACUAGUGGAAAAGUUUUUUAACUUAGAUAAAAGAACAGGUGAAAUCACAACAAAGGAUAAUUUUGAUUUUGAAAUUGCUAAUAGUUACACUCUCAGUGUAGAAGCAAAAGAUCAUGGAGAUCUAGCAGCCUAUUGCAGUAUCCAAGUUGAAAUUCUCGAUGAGAAUGAUUGUGCACCUGAAAUGGUUAUUACUUCGGUAUUUACUCCGCUACCAGAAGAUUCACCACCAGGAACUGUGAUCGCCUUGAUAAAAACAAGAGAUAGAGACUCUGGAGAAAAUGGAGAAGUUUACUGCCGCAUCUUGGGAAAGGCCGAGUUUAUAUUGAAAUCUUACUCCAAGAACUAUUACAAGCUAGUGACAGACGGGCCCCUGGACCGGGAGGAGAAUCCAGAAUAUAACAUCACUAUAAUGGCCACCGACAGAGGUAAGCCGCCCCUCUCCUCUAGUAUAAACAUCACUCUGCACAUCGCAGAUGUCAACGACAACGCGCCAGUUUUCGAACAGGUUUUCUAUUUGGUUCAUAUUGCCGAGAACAACCCUCCAGGAGCCUCCAUCGCCCAAGUC
Herpailurus yagouaroundi (jaguarundi) is the source of this 1801-nucleotide messenger RNA. RefSeq names its product protocadherin gamma-B2-like. Lineage: Eukaryota; Metazoa; Chordata; Mammalia; Carnivora; Felidae. The record is from RefSeq and is a predicted model, not a curated record. The transcript has a single exon. Gene Ontology annotation, molecular function: calcium ion binding. Gene Ontology annotation, biological process: homophilic cell-cell adhesion. Gene Ontology annotation, cellular component: plasma membrane. The annotation marks the transcript as partial.